Messenger RNA from Hermetia illucens (black soldier fly), 4976 nucleotides. RefSeq lists its product as uncharacterized. The coding region runs from base 690 to 4460 and encodes 1256 amino acids. The record is from RefSeq and is a predicted model, not a curated record. The transcript has 5 exons. Lineage: Eukaryota; Metazoa; Arthropoda; Insecta; Diptera; Stratiomyidae.
CGAGCGUUCGGUUGUGAUUUGUGAGCUGCGUACUGCAGUGCUAUCUACCAAGUCCAAGCUUUUACAAAUUUUCUUCGUCGUGCAGAUCGAAAGAAACCUUGAAGAGAUCGCCAACUGUUAGGAAACUCACAUUGGAGGCCCAUCUUCAAGUGGAAGUUGCAGAGAAGAAGGAAGAAGAAAUGUGUUUUUUUAGUGACACAGUCGAGUGAAAAGCGAGAAGAAAACCUGCUUGCACGCAAUUAAUGCGAAUAAGAAAAUUCAACUGCAACAACAACAAAAAUAAGACGAAAUUGUGUGUAAACAAGUGGAGAAAUUUAAUUUAAAGUUAAUUCGUGGCGUUAACAAAUAUCGAAGUGGAAAAAUUCAUACCCGGCCGUUUGGAUUCGAAUUAACGAAUUUUAAUAAUAUAGUCCGGAUUCGCCAGUAGUAACCGAAAAUGAAAAUACGUUGAUUAGAAACCAACAAUUCGAGUUCAAUUACUUAUCCGGCCCAAAUUAGGUAUUAUUCGGUGAUAGUGUCAGAUACAACCGCAGCAUAAAUAAAAAUUAAUUGCAAGAAGUGUCGCGCUAAGAAUAAGAGGCGGUGUACGCACUUCCAUAGUGUGAUAGUACGUAAAGUGAAAUUCGCCUGGUAAUUGCAACAGAACAAGAAAGUUUUGGAAUAAGGAGAUCUGGGGCAGUACAUUCAAAAUGAUGGCUGCCACAAUUAUAAUGCGUUGGAGUUUAAUACUCUGUAUAUUUGCGCUUACUAGCGCACAAUAUGCUACAACCGAAGAGUCAUCUGAAGAAGAUGAGAUCGUUUCAGGCGGUUACAUAUUACCGAAGCAAAUUUUCAAUGAAGGGAAACCAUUUUAUUUGGACAAAGACCCAAUAUCAGGCCAAUUGGAUUUUAGCUCGAAAAAGCCAGCUGGGAUUGAGCCAGAAGUUAAUGAAGUUGUAGACCCAAAAGAAAAGAUUGUUUUGAAUAACAGUUCGCCUAAUAUUCAUGACUUCCUGAAUCUCCCAGUAAAAUAUUCAUCAUCAAAAUUCGUCUAUCCAUUGGUGUCAAGCUCUUAUGCAAACUUGAAGUAUCAGGGAAAUAAUAAGAACUAUGUUUCAAAUCACAAAAAUCACACAUCUAUUGUUAGCCCACCACCAAAGUACUUCACAACAAAUAAAGCCAAUAUUACUCGUUUGCAUCCAGCAACGUUCCCCCACUCAACUACAGAUCAACCUACUAGAUAUGAACCAAGUUCCACGCAAUCAACAGCAGCUAAGAAUAAAUAUGCGCCCACCAAGAAAUACGUUAUGUCCUCCACAAUAAGGAGCACGUUCAAGCCAGCCACCACUUCUCGCCCAGCUCCUACAACGACAACCACCUCAGCACCAGUUCCUUUGACUACACUAAGUACAACUACUUCCACCACACAAAAGGCAACAACAACAACCACAAUUCCGACUACUACAACUACUACUAGUGCUCCUGUUGUAACUACAACUUAUGCAACCACUACAACCAACCUUCCAAUCACAACGACUGUUCUAUACACAACUACCACCUCGGAUUCCCAGCCAUCUAGACCUUUACCUCCGUUGACUACGCUUCCAAACUUAGACGCUGCUGAAGUUUAUAACAGUGUCGGACAAAAGAAGGAUCCUAGCCAAAUGUCAUUGGAGGAUAUUUUCAAUGUAUUCUCAGAAGAUUCAUUUGAUACUUUACCCAACAGAACAGAAGCUACAAAUUAUGAUGACUACCAAUCUCAAGAGCUUCCUGCUUCCGAGCCAGCUCCAUUCGCAGCUCAUACUACUCAACGGCAACCAGUAGAUAUCCCAAGGCCUACUGACUUGAUUCCUCAGGUCAACCCAAUGAAAGACGCUAACAACUAUGUUCAAUAUAACGUCCAGCAACCGGGCAGCGAUGUUGUCAACUACCAUGUUCCUUCUAUGAACAGCAUUGUAAUUUCCCCAGGUCAGAACUCAACAAGCUUCGUUAUAGGAAGCGAACAAGGAGUUGGAACAAGUAUUGUUGUAGGAACAGGGGAAAAACCUCCUCAAAUGUUUGCGAAUGGACAACAAAUACAUUACGGAACCGUGAUCAAUGAACAACUGACUCCUAUGCAAAUCCAGCAGGAUCAUACAAAUGCUCAACAAGGAGCACCUCAUCCACUAUAUCCAGGGCAACCGCCAAUCCCGCAACAAAAUAUGUUUACCUCGCCUGGGCAACACCUGAUGCAACAGGGCCAUUAUGUCCAGACAAUGCAGCAACAUGGGGAGCAAAACUUCCAUUCUUUACCUUUGGCUAAGCCCGGUAUAGACGCAUCACAAACUCAAGAACUGCUUGUUCAAAGCAAUAUUCGAUUCCCGAGCGAAACUGUCAUCAAUGGACAUGGAAGUCCCAUUUCAAAUUUGAAUGAACCGAAUAGCAUUAAUAAUAUUGUUCCAAGCAUGGGUGCACCUUUACCAGCUAAUCCUGUCGUAUUUCCAAAAACGGAAUAUCCUGAAAAGGGUUCAUUUAACCAUAUUAAGGGAACUGGAAAUCCUGUUGUAUUCCAACAAGAUGAUGGUAUUACAGAUAAGGGUGAGAUUUUGACGUUGAAUCAACAAAAACUACUUGAUAAGAAAUAUCCACGACUUCCGGACAACCUAACACCACCAAAUCCUUCAGAAACACACAAUUGGCCAGGUGCACCAACUCGCCAUUAUACUUCUACUCCUUCAAAUAAGUUCAAGCAGUUCACACGAAAACCACAUCCUGGCCUGCGUCGACCAAUCCCAGAUCGUCCUUUGCCCAAUAUUCUACCUCAAUUCAGGCCAAACGCCAAAAUUUCUCACGGUCACUCCAACUUCAAUCGCGAACCUGGAAAUAUUCGAGUUCCCCAGAACAACGCUCCAUUCCUCAACCGACCAAAUGUUCCCCCUCCACCUCCUCCGUUUGCCCAUCGUAGAACUCCCAUAGCAAGUCGAUAUAAUUUCAAAGGUGCACCAGAACCAAUGGAAAAUCGACGUGUUUAUAAGGUUCCUCCACCAUAUCCACAUAAUGUGAAUAGAAUGUACUUGCAGAGGCAGCAAAGACCACCCCCGCCACUACUUCUUGCUUCGCAUAGACCGAAUGAUGGUUUUCUUGGAGAAAGACAUGCCCCCAAAACCGAACAAUAUUUUUCUCCAGAUCAAGUCCGCCCAGAGCGCUUACCAGCUUUUGAAGAAGAAGAUUUUAUGAUCAAUGAUCCACCGCACCCGGUUGUAAAGAAGGAAAGUGAAAUGCCCAAUUUGGAGCCAGUUGUAACCUUACAAAUGUUGAAGAACAAAAAGAGAAUUCCAAGCCCUGUUUUCAAGAAGCCAAUACUGGAGGUAACGGAGCAGCCACCGAGUGCACCACAAACACUACAAGAAGCAGCAUCGGGAAGCUCCCCCGUCUACGUAGUAUAUCCAGCAAAACCAGCCCCAGGUCAGUACGAUGAGCUAACUGCAUUUGGAAAUGAAGGAGAGCCAGUCGUAUUGGGACAGCGAGGAGAUCAAUCUCCUAUUCCGCCUGCUGAUGUCGGCAAACCACAGCAAACUUUCGAUUACGAAAAUACUCCAUUUUCUGUAGUUCGGGACCAACCACAGGAGCCAAUUCUAAUGGUAAAAAACAAAUCUCAAACUCAUGAUAAUGGAGAUUUCCCAUACCCAUUAGAGAAACCCGAUCCAGUAUUCGCUGAAUUCAGUAAGCAACAGGAAAUGCAAAGAUUCGAUAGAAAUUCCUCUAUCGAAAUAGUUCCACGAGUAGUAAAUCGUGGUAAUACAGCUCAACUGGCCAAUGGAAACUCGCCAAUCGCGAUAGCAUACACCCCGACUGAGGCACCAGUUUACUACCAAAACCAUAAAAAUGACAACAAAUUCUCAAGACCCAACUUAGCGAGUCAAGUUAUACCAGAAAUCCAAUCAGAGGGAGCAGUUAAUGAAGAACUGGAUACCCGUGGCCAGCACUAUGAGAAAGAUUUCAUGGCCCCUUUCUAUCCAAGUGUAAGCUUAUCGGAACCUUCCCAUUCCCAACAAGGCUGGUCAGUCUUUACAGCAUCAUCAACAGAGAACACUCUCAUCGACAAAAACAAUAUUAAUCGGAUUGACCUAAACAGUGGUGAUUCCGCAACAUCUACAGAAAAAUUCGAUCCCAAUCGCUUCCAGCCCGAAUUGCAGGGAGGAUUCAAACCGAUUUAUCCUCCAGACUAUAGAAGUCGACAAGAGGCGGAUUCAGAAUCUGGUGAAGAGGAAUCUUCGAUUGAACUUGACCUAACAACGACAACGACCACUACCACCACCCCAGCUCCGACCACACCCACUAGCUCAGCAUCUACUACAGCUGCAGCUACAUCUGCUGAAUCUACAACGAAAAGAGUAAAAUCAAAAUUCGAAACCAGCCUGGCAUCGCUCCUUUUUGGAGAUGAUGAAAACUACGAAGAUGAUGAGGUGGACAAAUUUGAUGAAGACAGUAGUAGCAGUUAGACCUCGGUCCGAAGCACAUUUGGGAACUACAACCGGAUUUACUGUUAAGUUUUAAACACUAGCAUUUACAGGAGCAGCAAUGGCUUUUGGGAGUCUAAUUUGAAAUCCUUCCUUUAUUUGGAAGAUACAUUUUAACAACGAAAUUAAGCGAUCUUUAACUUUUAUUUCGAAGAAAUAAUAUUAAAGGGAGAGAUAUUAGGGUUUAACUAAAAAAGAGAGAGUAGAUAUUCGUCUAAGUUCAUAUUUAUUUAUUUAUUUUCCAGUUUACACAUUUUCAAAUUGGACUCCUGAAUCGCAUUCAUGUGUACGGACACAGCGAAAGAUUGGGUUCAUUUAUAGUAAAGCUUAACCAGUACGGACCCAUUAUAUUCUGUUUAUACGUACUAUGUAUUUAUUCAUAGUCUCUAUAUGUUAUAAGCACACUACAAAUAAUGUAAGAUAAUAGAACUUCCAGUAUCUAUCAUAUACUUCUGUUAUUAUAUAUUAGACUUAAAUAAAAUAUCCUUAUUUAUUAAA